AUGGGCUUCCUCUUUCUAUUGUUGGUGCGUUUUAUUUUUCCAUCUUUGGGCCCUUUUGUCCUAAAGACUAUCUUUGGACAAAAGUAGCAUGUCCCACGUCUAUCUUGCGUUCGCAUGGGCCACUAUUAACGAAAUUAGCCCGUUGUUUUUUGGGUAGUCGAUACGAUUCCCAUUCAUGUUUUCCCAUAGUAACUUCCAAAAAUACCCUUACCAUUUUACUAUAAUUCCAAAACAACCCAAACCCUGAAAAAAAUAGGAACUCACGUUCAAAGACACUCCAACUUCUUUUUCAUCUUAACAUUGCAUACACAGCCUCUCUGAAGCAGCAGAAACGCCUUGUGUUAUGUUAUUAUUAUUUGACUCUCCAUAUCUUCGUCCAUCCGCAUUUCACUCUCCAUAUCUUCGUCCAUUGCAGAGUGGUUUGCCCCGUAUGGAAUCAAUUCGGACUGUAAAUCGGGAUGAUAUUGCGGAACGCUUUGCCCCGUAUGCACUUUCUAGCGGUAAAGGCUCACAUGUCCUUCACAACAACCCACAAGCUCAGAGCCUGAAGAAGACUAAGAAAGCCCUUGGCCCUGCCACUUCACGCCACAGUCCGUCUUCUGCAAGACUGCUUCCACAAACUAGUAUUCAGGCAGGAUAUGGGAUGGAACCGAUUUCAAGUGUUUCUAGUGGUGCAGAACCACGUGGUGGUCUUGUUGAGCCACAAGUUCUUGAACCAGUUGAAAUUGCCCCCGCAGACCAAAUGUUCACAGGGAAAGGUCACGGAAUUAUGGAAGAAACUUCUUGUUGUCAACUAUGCCCCCCCUGCAGAAUCACGAAGAUGUUCAAGAAGUUGAAGCAAAAGCUGGCACGUUGGACUCAAAAGUGCUUGCAUGAGAAAAAGAAGAUUACUUGGAGGGCAGGGGAGACCAUCUUUGUUCAGACCAUUUAGCUCCAUCUUUCCAGCUAGAAGGAAUGGACGCGUGUUAGGCUCUACCUAUGUCCUUGCUCAUGUAACUCCUUUAGCUGUUUUAUCUUUGGCACUGGCAGUGUUUUGCUUUUGGGCCCUGUUAAAUUUGGUUGGUUUCUAACCUUGGGCACCAUGCUGUUUCCCUUUGUGGCUAGGCCCUUUUGAUUUGUAGCUUUGUAGCAGUUUCUUGGCCAUCUAUUGAAUGCAACACUAUAACGUGUAUUUGAAAAUAUUUUCUCCCUGAAAAGAAGUUAGAUCAUCUCUAACCGUUUAGGUAAAUUUGAAUUUCAGAUUUUAGCAAUUUGAAGAGCUACUGAAUAUACCAUCGUUCCAUUGCUUGCUUU
Molecule: messenger RNA, 1293 nt
Organism: Prunus avium (sweet cherry)
Lineage: Eukaryota; Viridiplantae; Streptophyta; Magnoliopsida; Rosales; Rosaceae
Source: RefSeq, a predicted model, not a curated record